Molecule: messenger RNA, 10566 nt
Organism: Stylonychia lemnae
Lineage: Eukaryota; Ciliophora; Spirotrichea; Sporadotrichida; Oxytrichidae
Source: the annotation of a GenBank genome assembly
AUGAAAAAUAAUCCAAAUCAACUGGAUAUUCAAACUUCAAUCCUACCUCCGGCAUAUUAAUCCUCCGAGGAGAUAGAAGAAAUAAUGCUCUAAGAACUUGAAAGUAUUUUCGAUAAACCCUGCCUUAUCCCAGUGAUUGCAUCUUAAGAGCAGCAAAAAUCUCAAAAUUCUUCAUAAAACUCAAACAUGUAGCAAUAGUAAACUCAGCCUAGUGUCUCACAACAGCAGUAAACCAAUUAUCCCACUUCUUUCAAGGUGGGAUAUGAUAAAGAUUACACCAAUACGUUCCUCAUCACAAAUCCUUAGGCGAUUUUCAAAGUUUUUUCUAAAGACCAGUUUUUGCAGCUGGCAGAAAGCUCAUAGUGCAUUUUGAUCGACAGACUAGAUGACAUUUUGUAAAAGUGUAGUCACAAUUCUCUGGUCUUGACUGAUCAUAUAGUACUUACAAAUGUUACCAGGCUCAACUAACUUCACAUUGAUUAAAUGAUGAAACUUGCUAGAGAAAACAAGGAAAGUGAUAAUUAAUUGUAAUUAGAUCCUUAGACAUCACAGAGAUAGUCUCAUUCAAAAUAAUUCAUACCAGAGCAUGAUAUUUUAUUGUUAUCGGUCCAGCUUUGUUUGAAACUAUCAACAACUAAUAAAAAUAGUUCUAAGAAAUUACUAAACCUAAUUAGAAAACUUACCUAUGGAAAACGUUUUCUUAGAUGCCAUUUAGAAUAUGUAUACUAAUAUUUGAAAAUUAGAUGUUCAAAGCUUAGCAGAAAAAGUAAGACCCAGAGUGCUUUAUCAAAAUUGGACACUGCUUUAAGAAUUCUUACGAAUAUGUUUGAACAAAGAUUUGAAGUUGGGCCAAGUAACUAUUUUUAUUUUUCAGGAUUUCUCUCAGGCAUUCAAGUUAUAUCUAAGACUAUCUAAAGUGCUGAGUUUAUUAAGGAUAAGGAGGAUUUGAAUGUUACUUUAAUGAAAGAAAAUUAUUCUAUAGAAUCCUUGGCAAAAACUACAGUCCACCAAGUAAAUCAAAUAAAAAAUAGAUAACCCAUUUUAGCUGUUGAGAGUAAUGGUAUACUGAUUGGGGAGUUUCUCCCAAAGAAAUGGUACUUUUUAGCAACAGAACAUGAGAGACCAUCUUUUACAAGACCUCAAUUUACAGCAAUUAUAAAUGACAAGCAAGUAGUCAACCUUCCACUCGAUUACCCCAAGAUUGAUAAAAACGCCAAAAUAUCAAUGAUAUCUAUCUGUAAAAACUUCGUAGGUCAGCUAUCAACUUUUAUGAUAUUCAAGGAGCCAGUCAACAACUCCAAAAAGUUGAUUCAAGUAAAACAAUAUUUAUCAUUAAUAAUCGUGUAUUAGAUGUAUCACAACUAUGAAUUUGGCAUUUUUAAUAACAGCUAAAUGAUUGUUAAUCCAUAUAAUAAGAAUAGUAGCUCCUCAGGAACUUCAUUGAAUUCAGACAUUUUUGAUUAAAAGUUUAUUGAUAAAAUGCUUAUCCUCUACAAUCCUGACAGGACAUCAAAUAAGACUAUCUACGAUUGUGUUGAAAUGAGGGAUGCUGAGCUAAUGAUUAAUUCUGGAGUAUGUGUGACUGGUCCUAAGUCUAAACUAUUUUACAGUGGAGGAUUAGCUUCAUUUUUGCCCCUACUAGACAUAAUGAGAGCAAUCUCUAUCUAUCAUAGCCCAAACAUGAGCCCACUUAAUGAUUUAGAUUCAACCUUCAACAAUUUUUUGAAACUGAUUAAUGCUGUUAUCGCAUCAAAGUCAUACUCAAUGUUUGAAUAAGAGUAGCCUACCCCUUUCUUCAAUAUUCUAUUCCAUUUACUGAAUAAACUCCCAGCAAAUGCUGUCAAUAAUAAUACCAUUCAACUCUUAGCUGAAAUCAGAUUCUAGAUCGGAGACUCAAAACUAUAGGAGCAAUUUUUCAGAAAUUUAAUGUAAAGCAGCGAUUAUUGGCUCAAUACUGAAAAUCUUGAUGUGAUUAAUGAAUUUUGGCUAUUCGUAAAAGCCAUUUACUCUCAAAACCCAAUUUAGUAUAACCGACUUUUCAGUAUUUAAAACUUGAUUGAUCUUAUGGUCAAAAUAAGCGACAUAAAGGAUGCUGGACACUGCUGUGAAUAUCAUAAAACUACUUAUAUGAUGUUCUACUAGGGUUAAAUACAAUCUUUACAUCAAAAUUAUUAAGGCAGAUCUAGCUAAUUAGGGGGAAUAGUAAAAAGAGAACAUUCAACUUCAAACAUCAAGGAAGAUAAAAAACUUGGACAAGGCAAUACCUCCAUUACUCCAAAGAAUUAAAGUAGAGCAAUAGAAUUCCGUGAAGACAACUAAAAAGUGAACAAUACCCAUCAAAUAGAUAAAUAUUUAGCACCAAUUGCUGGAGUACUAGAAGGUGUAUUAACCACUGGUGGUAAUGAAGUACUAGAUUAAAUUUAGAAUAUUGCCAAAUCCCUUACAGUGAAAUCCUCCCCUUGUUUCCAUCUCUAAAUGCUUAAGCUUUUAAAAGUUCUCUUACUAGACAGCAGAGAGGGAGAUAGUCAACAUUGCGCAAGUCCAGGUGAUUUCGCUGCUUAAUUUUUGAAAGCCAAUGGACUACAAAUUCUCCUCUAUCUCUGCUCUAAUUCAUCGUUCGAUGUGAAAGCAAUGUGUGUAAAGCUAAUUGAUGUCUUAAGUAGCCAUACAUCCCUAAUCAAAAUGUCCAUUGAUCCAGAUGUAUUAACUUAUCUUUGCAAUAUUGUGCUUCCGAGACAAAUGAUGGAGAUGGCUAAUAUUAGAGAAAAAAGUUAGAUUUUCAAAAACAUUAUUCUAGGCAAUGAUAAAAUGCUAAGAAGUGUAGAUAAAUUUGAAUCAUCCAAUCCAAAUCAAUAUGAAAUGAUGGAUGAUGAAAAUUCUGGCAAAGAAGAUGAAAAUACAGCAUAAGUUAUUGAUGAUUCUUUAGAAUAACUAAUCAUGCCACCUCAGAAAAAGUAGAAGAAAUUCGGUUUAGGUCUAUUUAUUGAAGAUGAUGAUGAUGAAAAUAGUUCAAAUCAAAUAAUCAAGCAGGCAGAUAUAAAUCUUGAGGUUAAGUAUAAGUCCUAACCUUAGAAAAGCUUAAACGUCCUUGCGAAACCUAAUGAAGUUUAAAAAGCAAAAUAAUAGUCAAAUGAUGACUAUAAUAUGGAUGAUGAUCUCCUACCCGGUACAAGGCCACCUCCACCAGCUCCUAAAGGUAGCAGAGGUAAAAUGACAAUGGCUUUUGAUUUUGACUCACCUGAAAGCCAGCCCUCAUAAUAAGAUAAUUCUAAGUAGAAAUUCAAUUAAACAAGCAAAGCCUAUAUCUUUGGUAAAUAAAAAACCAUUGCAGAAGUAAACGAAGAUGAAGAUGAUGAAGAGAUGGAAGAUAUAGAGGCCUUAGAAUAGAGUGAUGAUAUGCUAUAGAAUUUUGGAAUACUAGGAUUUAAAAGCAAAGAUCAAAAGAAGGAGAGCAAAAAGUAAUUUAUGAAUACCUAGAAGUUGCCUUAACUUAAAGCAACCAAUAAAACCUAGACUAUGACCUCUUCAUUUUAAGGUGAAAAGCGAAUGAAUACAAAGUUACUUGAACUAACCUUAGACGGCUAAGAAAACGAGGAUCAAUUUGACAAUUUUACCUCAAAUCAGACGAACAGGAACACAUUCACAGGACCAAGUGGAGAUUAUAAAAAUAGAGGAGCUAUCUAAUUUGCAGAAUAUGACAAUAAUGAUGAUUCAUAGAUUGUAGGAGGUAGAGCUAGAAAGAAGUCUUCUACAACUUUUGCUAAUGAAAAUGUUAUGAGCAAAUCUAACCUAAGAUAGCCAAAAUCAUUUAAUUUUGGGUUUCAGGAUUCAGAUGGUGAUAAUGAAGAUUAGGAAGAGGAAAAAAAAUCAGAAGACUCUGUAUUAGUGGAUAAGGUAGAGGAGGUUGAAGACUUAGAUCAGAUUGCCAGUCUGUACAAUCAGAAAGGAGACGAAGAUGAUGUCUACUUUGAAAGUGAUUUCUUCAAAGAAAAAAGAAUUAAAGAGACAGAUUUAAUUGAUCCAGAUUCAUUUAUAAUAGGAGGGUAAAAGAAGGGAAGCAGUGUUGUAGUGUAAUCUCAAAACACAGCAGGAAGUGUUCAUCAUCGAGGUAGAAGUAAUAUACCAGCUCCUCUCUUAAAUAUCAAUGAUGAUGACGAGGAUGUAUUGAUGAUAGUCCCCUAAAGGAAGAAUAAAAUAGUAGGUGGAACUACUGGAGCAACAUCAGACACUGUCAUGGAGGAAUCUUUGUCUGUAGAAAGAGACAAUCAAAUCUAGUAGUCUUAAAAUCAAAACUAGCAAUAACAACCGAAGUCUAAGAAAGCAGUGAUAUCAUUCAAGAAAAACGCAAGAUUAUUCACCAAUUAAAAUAAUAAACUAAAUAUUGACACGGAUGCAAUCAAUGAUCUGUUUACCUAUGGGGGAGAAAAUGGCUAAGUCAAGAUGAGUGAAGACUAAGAAAUUAUAAACUUUGAAGCCGAAAUUGAAGAACUUGCCAGCAUGUGCAUAGCUGCUAUGAAUAGAAAAACCCCCAAUGACCCCAUUAAAUACGAAAAUAAGAAUUUACAACCUACUUUUGAAAGCAAGUAUCUCGGUGGAGGUGAAAGAUAGGAGGAAUAGGCAAAGACAAAGGAUAACAAAAAGGGAACUGGCAAUAUGCUCUAAAAUCCAAGAUCAUAGUUCAUGACGCCAUAGAGUGUAAGGGGAAUCAAGAAAAUUGAAUUCUAGAUGUCUCAUGAUGAAAAGCAAGCUGCAUUAGAGGGAUCAAGAGAUAGAAUAAAUCUGGGGAGUAGUCUAGGAAGUGCAGGGCUAUCAACUAGUAAAGCAUUUGGAAUGAAAUAAGGAAUGUUUUCUAACAAUACUAUUCAAGAGGAGCUAUCACCGUAGAGCUAAUCUAAAUCCUCUACAUCAAUAAAUGAAAUAAAGUUUAAAAAGAACCAGUCUAUUAUUUCUCAAGAAGCAUAAGCAAAGAAUGAAAAGGUUAAAUAGUUAAAUUCUGCAAUUUAAAAGGAUAAAGGUGAUAAAAAGAGCUAAUAAAAGCCAACAUAGCAUUAGUCAUUUAACUAAACGCAACCUAAUCUUAAUUUCUUAAGUCAGUUAUCUUAAAGUAUUAAAGAGCAUGAGUAUAAAAAGAAGAGAAGCAGUGAUGAAUUAAUACUGAGUCAUGAUGGAUUCAGACUUGAUUAGAGUUCUAAUCAGAAUGAAGAUGAUAAUUUAUUCAAGGACUUAGUUUCUCAAUCAGAUUAAAACAAAGGCAAUGAUGAAUAUACUCUCGAACUAGAGAACCUUUACACUAGUUGUCUAGAGUGGAUAAUAAGCAGAGCUCCCUCUUCUCUAUAUGAGAAUAUUGUUAUUGAUGAAGUUGACAAGAUUGGAUAUCAACCAGCUAUUUAGCUAUUGAUGAUCUUGGUCACCUAUUCAAAUAAUAUUAUAAGACAAAGAGCACUAAAUGAUUUAGAAAUGCUUGCUAAAUGGGACUCUAAUAAUGGAACUUAGAUUAUGGUUCACCCACAAUUCCACUCUUGGCUGCUUGAGCUCUUGAUGCCCUUCCAAGACUUAACCUCUAAAUACCAAAAUCUUCAAGGUACUUCUCUUGCUGUUUAUGAUAUUGGCUGUAAACUUCACACACUUUUGCUGAGGAACGCUUGUACAAACUCUGAGGAAGAGGCCUAUAAAAAGAUUAAUUUCCUAGUUAGAUGGCCAAUGAUUGUACAGAUGUAAGUUAACUAAGGAAUCAAAGAUAGAAAUGAGCGAGAUAUUGAAAUUGCUAAUAAAUUAGUAAGAGUGCUCUUGACAUAAUUAAUCUCUGGACUGCGUGAAGAUACUUCAAGAUUAAAACCUCUAAUUGGCAAGAAUCUACCAACUUGGCAAAACUUAUUAUACAUCAUAUCUCUUGUGGAGGAAUUGGUAUUUGGCUCUCAUAAUAAGACUAUACAUAGUGAUAACAUUGAGCAAUUUAGAGAUGUUAAUGUAUCCCUUUUCAAAUGGAUUCAAAAGGAUUACUUGCUGCAUUACUAUGGUUCAAAUGAAAAGAAUUUGUGGGCUGAAUGGGACUUAAUGGAGCAAAUAUUCUAGGUUAUUGAUUCUAUUUAUCCAGAAUGGAUCUUUAAGAAUGAAAAGAACCAGCAUCUUAGAAUAGAGGAUAUAAUUUUCAAUACUUUAGAAAAAUGCAGUGCUGAUGAGUUCAACUCUUUAGUAGACAUAUUAAUGCAUGAGGGUUCUCCUUACAAAAAUUAGGUCAAUAAUUCUUCCUAGUAAGUCUAUUAACCACCAAAGUAAUAACAAAGUAAAGGCAAAGGACUACUAAGAGGAGUCCUAGGAGGGGGUAAAUCUCAUCAUUAAGAUAACUCACAAUAGAACUAGGCUGAUCAAACACCCUAAAAUUAAGUUCUAAAUUCGUAGUCUGAAAAUUCAUUCAUGAAAUCUUUACUCAAUCUCAUGUGCAUCACUUUGACACAAGCUGAUACUAAAGCUCAAGUUCAGUUAUGGCUAGAUAGACUUGAAAAAUUUGUCAAAUUUAUAAUAAUCCUUUCAGAAUCAUGGCGAAGUAGAUUAGUAUCAACAAUUUAUAACAACUAUUAAAGGAAAUUUUCAGAAGCAAUUACAUUCGCAUUUACUUUCAUAUUCCAUGAAAUACACCAUACUCCUAUUCAGACAACUAGAUCCAAUCAAAAUCUCUUAGGCACAUUGUCUCAAUACUCAAUGACUUCUAACAAUUCCAGCCCUAAAGAUUAAAAAUUCAACAAGUAAUAUGCUUAAUGCCUUAAAAAUUUGAUGAUUUACUUUAUCAAUGUAAUUGAGUACUAGAAGAUGAAAUAUACUCCAAGCCAAUUAGAAUCUCAUAUUACAGCUUGCAGAAAUAUUUUUACUAACUACUUGAUUAAGAAUUAUCAAGGUGGUUAGGAGUAUCUAAUCAAUAUGAGAGAUAUAUCAAGAAUUAAAUAGAGUGACUAUGAUGAUUUCCCAGAGUGCUUCUAUAUGGAGGAUUGGAAAGUAACAUUCUUCAAUAAUGAAAGCAUUAAAAGAGUGGUGAAGAAACAAAUGAAUUAACAAGCAUUAUUGCACUUUAUUCAGAAGAGAAGAAACUACUCUGUACACUAUAUAGAAGCUUAAAAUAGUAAUGAUAAGACGAAAGAUGAGAUACUCAAGAGAAUGUAAUUAGAAACUAUUGAAGUGAUAGGAUAGCUAAGCGCAGAGGAAUUUGAAAGAAAAAAUAAGGUCGCUCUAAUGAAUGAUAAUUUUAUCAGAGAGUAAGGCCAUCAUUGGAGUAAAGUUAAGCACUCAGUGUUUGGUAGUAGAGGUAUCUGGAGAUUUUCACUUGAAAACGACUAUUCUUACCUAAUGCUAAAUAUGUAUAGAACUGAGGAUGGUAUCAGGCCUUACUAAUAUGAAAGGCACAGAAAUGGCUUUGAAUUUCAGGAAUAAGAAGGGGAUUUGGAGAGAAAAAUUUUCACACUUGUCGACUCUGAUCCUAGUAUUGACUUUUUUGAAAUAGACAAAAACAAGCUUAUUCAGAGUAAAUAGCACUUAUUGGAGAACAAAGUUAGAUCAAACAACAAGGUCUAAGUAAAUAGUUCUGAUGAUGAGGAAGAAGAUGAAAAGUUAGAAGAUGAAGAAGAAAUUGGAAUUUAAUAUACUGAGAGCGAGUAAACACCAAUAAUAACAUUUUUCUCAAGAACACUUACAACAAGAGAAAAGAUAAGUCUAAAGAAGCAAUAUAUCAAUCAUCUCAAAGAGCACAUUUAUACUUUUAGAUCAAAGACUAAAGAAAUUAUUACAGAUAUGAGAUGCUCAAUACUCAAGCCAUUUUAUUAAAGACCCGGUUCUAUAACUUUAACUUCUCAUGACAUUUUAUUCUUUGAUGAUUUAUUUACUCCAGCCAAUCUACUAUAGGAAAAAGAUAAUAUAUUCUUCUUCAAAUAUCAAAAGAAGAAUGAUGAUCUUCUAUAUAAGAUCAUUCCACUCCAUAACCUUAAGGAGAUAUAGAGAAGGAGAUUUUUAGGAAGAAAAACAGGAUUAGAGAUUUUCCUGAUGAGCAAUAAAUCUAUUCUAUUGAAUUUUUCUAGCGUAGAUGAAAGAGAUAAAUUUGCUACUAAAAUAAUCCGAUAAAGGAACUCUAAAUCAUACAAUCUAAAGUAUUAUGACACUCUAGAGCCAAAAAGAAUAUUGAAGAAAAGAGAGUUAACAGAUAAAUGGAUGUAAUGGAAGAUAUCUAAUUUUGAAUAUAUAAUGCAACUUAAUAUCCUAUCUGGAAGAUCGUACAAUGAUCUAUCGCAAUAUCCAGUUUUCCCUUGGAUUUUAACUGAUUUCACAAGUCAAAAUACCCCGGAUAUAUCAGCUGCCAGUAUGAUUACUAAUUAACCAGCAGGAGUUGUACCUCCUCCUUAGGGAUUCAGAGACUUAAAUAAAAAUAUGCAACUACUAGGUACUGCAGAGAGAUAGGCAGAGUUCAAAAGAAAGUAUGAUGAUUAGGAUUCUUUUGCUUCAUCAAAAGAAAAAUUCCACUGCGGUUCUCAUUAUUCUAAUCCCGGAAUAGUCCUGCAUUACAUGUCAAGAUUAAGUCCAUAUAUUGAUGCUUUGGUCGAACUUCAUGGAAAAAAUCUUGACACCCCUGAUAGAGGAUUCCAUAGUGUUUAAGAAUCUCUAGAAAGUGCUUUAAAAGACCAUGCUGAUGUAAGAGAAUUAAUUCCUGAGUUCUACUAUUGUCCUGAGAUGUUUGAAAAUCAUAACCAAAUUAAAUUUGGAAUCAAACAAGACGGUAAUAUUGUAGAUUCUGUUAAAUUACCUGCUUGGUGCAAUAAUGAUCCUUAUCUUUUUGUAAUUUUCUUGAGAGAGGCUUUUGAAUCGAACUAUGUUUCAUAGAACUUAAGCUCUUGGAUUGAUUAUAUUUUUGGCUUCAAGUAAAGAGAUGGUGAAGCGGAAAAGUCACUUAAUUUAUUCGCUCACAUAACCUAUGAGGAUGGAAUAGACAUUGAUAGUAUAACUGAUCAAUUAAUGAAGCAAUCUUAUUAGGAGUAGAUCUAUAACUAUGGAUAAACACCGGCUUAGCUAUUUUAAAAGAACAAGCAUCCAUAGAGAAUUCCAAGAAAUCAAGCAAUCAAGUAUAAUUGCGUUGUAGACAAUUAAUCAAAAAUAAAAGUAUAUAAACCGGUAGUUUAGCAGCCUCAUAAAUCUAACUAAGGAGGAUAAAAUUAAGCGACUCCAAUUCUACUGUCUUAAGAAGCUAUCUUAAAGGCGAAGUUUGCUGAUGACCAGUAAAUUAUUGGAUUAAGUAAAGAUGGAACUGUCACUUAUUUCUUCUGGCUAUCAAAAGCGCACGAACUUAAUCCAAAUACUCCCUUUACUUGCUGUGAAGACAAAAAGAGAAAAUUUGAUAAUAGAUAAAAGUAAAAUGGUUUCGAAGUUUAUGACCGAUCAAUUAAGAAAUUUGAUUUCCCCCUCUAGAUUCUUCACAGUCAAAAAUGCAUUAUGAGAGGAGGAUUUUGGGAUGGAAAAAUAGCGAUAUGUCCUAUAGAAGGAGUAAGUUAAGAACAAGCAUCUAUACUGCAUGCACACUAGUCAACUGUGACAGCUAUAACCGCAACUUAAAAUGAGAAAAUAGUGAUUACAGGAUCUAAAUCAGGAGAUGUUAUAGUGUGGAACUAUAUCGGGGGUUCAAAUAAUCCUUCAAAUGAGUCUAAUUGGUAACUUAGAUAGCAUAUAUGUGAUCAUGAGGGAAUUAUAUCAACAAUUCACAUUAACGAGGAGAUGAAAAUAUAUCUAACCUGCUCUUUUGAUGGCUCUGCUAAUAUAUAUAAUUUAUGGAAUGAUAAAUUUAUCAAGAGAAUUCUUCAUCCGAAAUUGGCACCGAUACACUCAGGUAUACUUUCUUAAACCCCUCUACCAGUUUGCUGCUUUUUCUCAAGAGAAGAUCAUUAAUGGUAUUCUUUCACACUAAAUGGUCAUUUACUUGAAAAGUAAAGAGAGGAAUGCAGUCACAUCAUUUCACCUCAAGUUAUAAAAGAUUCUCAUUUUAUGGAGAAAUUAGUUUACGGAACAGAAAAAGGAUAUCUAAUAUUCAGAUAGCUCCCACUCCUGAGAUAAUUCAAGAAGCAAUAGGUAUCAACAUAAUAUCCAGUUCUUUCAAUCAUAGUCAGUCCUGAAAGAAGGUUCUUACUUGUUGGUUGUGGUGAUGGUGGACUUAAUGUAGUUACAGAACCAUUUCAGAUUAGCUAAAGUUAACCAAGCAUGCAACAUAGCAAUAUAACUUCUCAUCAUAGUGCAACUCAAUCAAAUACUCAAACAUCAUCAUAGUACAAUCAAACAACUUCAUCAUAAGGGUAAAAUAACUAAACACUCAUGAACUAGACAUUAGGAUCUUCUUAUAUAAGUAUGACUUAAUCAUCAAUAGUAAGUCAGCCUUUGGUCAUAUAAGGUGGUCAAAACUAGAACUAGCAGUAAUUACAGUAAUAGCAAGCAAAGAACCAAUAAAUGUUUGGAAAUCUCUAAUAAUAAAUGCCUAACUAUCACUCCUAGGGCUCUAAUCAACAGGCUUCAAGCUUAUAACCUCAUCAUUAGUAUAGAGAAUGA